Messenger RNA from Thlaspi arvense, 1614 nucleotides. The record is from the annotation of a GenBank genome assembly. Lineage: Eukaryota; Viridiplantae; Streptophyta; Magnoliopsida; Brassicales; Brassicaceae.
UAUAAACGUAGAGAGAAAGGGAAGCUUGUCAAUUCAUACUCGUCCAAAGAUCUUGAAGGAAUCUUGGUUAAACGAACUGAGGAACCUUCUCCUGUGGUUUGUGACACAGCCGAUACUAUGGAGAUUGAAAUUAUAUCUGAGGACCAACAAUCGAGUGUUAAAGAACAGAAAAUCGAAGAACCUUACGCGGACUGGUGGGGAUUUAAAUCUGGGGAUCGGUGUCUUAAAGCCGUGAAAUGUCUGCAGGAUAGAGCCACGGCUGGAAUACAAGGAUUGGAUGUUGCCGGCGAGGUUGCUGUUCAAUUUGUUUUAAUGGCGGCAAUGCUCUCACAGAAGCUUAGAAAGGUUAGCUUAAAGUCCCGUUCAUUGAAGAUGCUGCAUUGUGAGUUUCGGAAAGACAGAGCUACUAAGAAAUUUUCAGAAGUAAAAGUUAGAGUUCAAGAGAUUGAAGAAGCAUAAAGAUAUAGCAGGAUCCAAUGAUAGGCUCGGUUGGAUGAAAAACGCACUCAUUGACAGAGCCUUUGUGGCCUGGGAGCUUAUACAGAAUCCGCCGACUGGUUGUGUCCCAUAUAUGAACCAUACGGUCUGCACUACCAGCAGUGACUUUGGUACCAUCAGGUGACCACGAGCAUUUCAGUAGGUUCUUCUCAAAGUUGUGUUGGUGCCCAUCGAAGAUCUUCACACAUCGGUUCUGUGGAGCGUAAGGACGCAUGUCCCACACGCAGAGCUUGCUGUCCAUCCCAUUGGUGAGAAGGUAGGAACCGUCUGGACUCAAGCUCAUGCCUGUGAUUGUGUCUUGGUGACCUUCAAGUGUCAUGGUGGCUUCGCCUUUCCGCAAGUCCCAGACUUUAACAUCGUUGUCUACACCGCCGGUGAAAAUCUUAUCAGCUGCAUCAGAGAAACUGACGGCUGUGAUUUGGUAUUUAUCGGGGAAUGUCUGUAUGGCUCCUCUCUGACGCAUGUCCCAAAGCUUGGCGGUUCCAUCGUCGGAACCACUGAUGAUAAGCGGUGGUCCUCUGCGCGUAGGGCAGCAAGAAUUCACAAACGAGGAAUGUUCAGCCAUCUUCUUGACUUGUUUCCCGGUUUCAACAUCCCACGCCCUUACAGUUUUAUCCGGACUCGCUGACACAAUAUGGGAGCCAUCACUGGUCCAGUGAAGAUCAAGGAUAGCGUUCUUGUGACCUUUCAGAACCAUGAAGUUUUUGCAGUCACCGUGAACUCUCCAUAGGAAGAUCUCUCGAUCAUGGGAUCCAGAUGCAAUCAGAGUCCCGGCUGGGUUGAACUUCAUGGUGUAGACAGCACUCGGGUGUCCAGUUAGCAACAUGAUAGGCGCUUCCAAGCUCGAUGUCCGUUGCUUACCAUACGGACCAGGUCCCUGGAAAGUUGAAACCUCCAUCGGCCUAGGACCUGACAAAGCGUUCUCGUUCUCUCUUGGCAUGAUCUCCAUCGUAGCCUCUGUUUCGCUGUGAAUCUAACUCGAACCGAAGUUAAAUGGCGGCGAGGGAUGCAGAAAACGCCCGGUGUCGUUGACAAACUACCGGAACCCUAAACCCAGAGAGAAAAGCUCGCGAGAAAGAGGGAGAGAGAUUCAGAAACUAAAGAGCAGUCGCUCGG